Messenger RNA from Cyphomyrmex costatus, 1899 nucleotides. RefSeq names its product ERC protein 2-like. NCBI's taxonomy places the organism in Eukaryota, Metazoa, Arthropoda, Insecta, Hymenoptera, Formicidae. Bases 24 to 1805 code for a protein of 593 amino acids. The record is from RefSeq and is a predicted model, not a curated record. The transcript has 9 exons.
UGUAUAAACGUAUUUUGUUACAGAUGGAUAGUUUCAUGCAGACGAAGGAUUGCUCCAAAAACAAAUGCACAAAUAAAUCAUGCAUAAUAUACCUUGAAGAUAAAAACUGCGAUACUCGAGAUUUGGAGUGCUCAAGCAGCACGGUUAAAAAAACAGAAAUAAAAAAUAUCGCUGAAAUACAAGAAUUAAAAGCAGAAUUGCAAAAGAUGAAAGAUACAGAGUGCGAUUUAAGGUGCGAAAAUCAGCAACUUGAAACCAAUCUACAACAUCACUUAUCAGAAACUGAUAGUUUGAUGAAGAAAAUAGAACAGAGAGAAACUGAAUAUGAGGAACUUUUAUUGAAGUUGGAAAAUGGGAAAAAAGAGAUUAAUAUGUUAAAUGAUCGAGUGAUUAAUAGUGAAGAAAUUAUUAAAAAUCAAUCUCACGAAGUUGAAAAUCUUCGGAAGAAGUUACUUAUAAAUGAUCAACAAAUGGAAAAUUUGUCAGAACAGAAUAUAUCGGAGCAUGAAAUGCUAACUGUUCUAUGUGAUAGAAUAAAUUCUCUGAAAAUUUUACUACAAGAGAAAUCGGAUAACAUGGUUAAAUUACAAGCCGAUUACGAAUUACUUAAGAAUGAAAAUUCUAUAUUAAAGAAUCAAAAUAACAUUAUACAAGCUCAAACCAAAGAAGAUAUUUUAAAGUUGCUGAAAGAAGCACGGAUAAAAUUGCGUCAGACAGAAAACAAUUGUCAUCAAAUGGUUGAAGAUCUCAAUAAAAUUCGAAAACAAUUAAUAUCUGCAACAAAACGAGAAAAUGAUUUACAAGAAUCAUUAGCGAUUAUGAAAAAAGAUUAUUGUUCUAAGAUUGAAGAAAUAGAAAAUGAAGCAGUUCGUUUUCGCGAUUUAGUGAAUAAAUUAAGUGAAGAAUUGGAAGAGACCAAAAGGAUAUUGGCAUCGAAAGAUAUUGAACUUUGUCAAGCGCAAGAUGAGUGUAAGAAUUAUGCUGAUCAUUUGAAUACCACGCGUCAAGAUCUUGAGAGAGAAAAAGAGGAAUUAACAAGGACUGAAAAUGUAAAUCGUGACUUGAUUCAACAAUUGCAGGAAUACAUGAAAGAGACUUACCAUCUUGACCGACAGAAAAUUUCACUUGAACGAGAUAAUUCUACAUACAUUACCGAGUUACAAGAUAUGUGCAAAUCUUUACACGAGUUAAAAAAGGAAUGUCACUUGAAGACCCGAUCUUUGACAUAUAUGUCAGCUGAUUUAACUGAAACAGCAAUGAGUAGAUCAAAACUUUGCAAAGAAUCUCAAUAUAUAGUUUCAUGUAUUCGUGACUGUAUGGAGCAACAGAAAAAAUACAAUGAAACUCUGUCGAAAAAUUUGAAAAAUAAGCAACAACUUAUAAUGCAGCUUGUAUUUGAGAAAAAAGCUUUAUUAAUUAAAAUCCGAAAGAUGAAACGAAUUAAUUUAUUAGCGCAAAAAUUGAAAAGAACUCAUAAGUUAGCUGCCAGAAGUUGUAGAAAAGCGCACAUUAACGGUUACAUAUCACCGUCAAUUACAGCGAACCAGACUACGGAUACUGAUUUAGCUUCAAGCUUGAACUAUACAAAUUCACGAAAGAAAUAUUCAACGAAACCAAUCAAGAUUGGUCGAUGUACAUCAACAUGUGGCAAUUCAUGGUGGUUUCCUAAAAUGGAGCAUUUAAUAAAUGAAGUUCGAAAAAAUAAUCGGUGGUGGAAUGAAAAUUUUAAGAAUGGAACGGAAUCUGAUACUUCAUUGGAAGACAAUCGUGAUUACGGUUAUCAAUCCUCUUCCACGAGCAAAUGAAGGAAAUUUAUAGGAGAUUUAUUUUGAUAAAGAUUGAAGAAACGGUGUGAUUAAUUUGACGUUUGAAUACAGAAUGCAGAAAUUUAUAAUGCGA